ACUGUAAGUGACCAGAGACUCAUCUAUGCUGGUAAACUGCUGCCUGAUCAUCUACACAUCAAAGAUCUCUUCAGACAGACUGACUCCAUUCCCACGCUGCACCUGGUGUGUGCUGUCAGGAAUCCACCCCAGGGACCCCUGGGAGCCAGACCUAAGACCACAGCCAGUCCCAUAGUCCACACACAGAGCACACCUGAGCUGAGACAGAGGAGACAGUCCUCUUCAGCUUCACCUUCAGCUCACACACAUUCCCCAGUGUCUCCAGCAGGAGCUCCAUCAUGGCCUGCUGCAGGGCCUGGAGAACCACAGAUGACCCAACCAGCCUUUCCCACCUACUCCCUGUACAGCCCCCAGCAGCUGCUGUGGCUCCAGCACGUCUACGCUCGACAGUAUUACAUGCAAUACCAGGCAGCGUUGGCAGCAGCUGGCACUGUCCCCGCUGCACCAGCUACAACCAUUGGCCAGCACCCUCCUGUUCCCGCCCACCAAGUCCCUGUGCCAGGCCCCUUAGCCAAUCAGAACCCCAUCAACAACCUGCCAGCCAAUCAGAACCCAGUACAGGACGGCGCCUUCAUCAACCCCGGGGAGGCCAACCAGAACGUGCGGAUGAACGCGCAGGGUGGGCCUAUGGUGGAGGACGAGGAGGACAUGGAGCGUGAUUGGCUGGACUGGUUGUAUUCGGCUGCGAGAUUCAGCGUCCUGCUCAUGAUCGUGUACUUCAACUCCAACCUGAGCCGCUUCCUGCUGGUGAUGAGCAUGCUCCUCCUUAUGUACCU
This is a messenger RNA of Plectropomus leopardus (leopard coralgrouper), 776 nucleotides long. Lineage: Eukaryota; Metazoa; Chordata; Actinopteri; Perciformes; Serranidae. The record is from RefSeq and is a predicted model, not a curated record.